AUGCGUGAAAAUCUUGAGAUGCAUGAUAUUCUCAAGAAUCACACGCUAUUACAAUCUGAUCCUCUUGACCCGCGCGAUGCGUUUUUCGGCGGUCGUACAGGAAACAUCGCUACCCGAUAUGAAAUUACGAGUACAGAGAAAAUACGUUAUGUGGACGUAUGCUCUUUGUAUCCGUAUGUAUUGAAAACGGGUGCUUUCCCUCGAUACGGUCACCCCGAUAUUUAUGUCGGUGAGGACUGUAACGAGUUAAUUGGUGAAGCGCCAAAUUUUAAUUUUGAUUCGGUCGAAGGUCUUGUACGCUGCAAGGUGCUCCCGCCGCGUAAUCUCUUUCAUCCGGUACUCCCGUAUCGAGUAAGAGGAAAGCUGCUUUUCGCACUGUGUCGAAGCUGCUGCGAAACUUUCUCGCAGGAAACGUGCACUCACGAUCGUCCCGACGAGCGUGAAUUCGAAGGUACUUGGGUAUCCUGCGAAUUACGCAAAGCCAUCGAGAAGGGCUAUCUCGUGACGAGCGUUAGUGAAAUUUGGCAGUAUAAAGUCACACGAUACGAUCCCAAUACUCGGCAGGGAGGUUUGUUUGCCGAAUAUAUAAAUACAUUUCUACAAUUAAAGCAGGAAGCUAGUGGAUGGUCGAGCGAAUGCGGGGAUAACGAUGACGAUGCUAAGGAACGUUUCCUGAGGGAAUACGAAAAAACCGAGGGUAUCGUUCUCGAUAGAAAUAACAUUACUCGAAAUCCCGGUUUGCAUUCAGUCGCUAAGCUUUGUCUAAAUUCAUUUUGGGGAAAAUUCUGCCAGCGAAGCAAUCUGCCUAAUACUGAGAUCGUAAAGUCAUACCAACGACUAAUGACUUUACUCACGAGUCCGGAGCAUGAGGUAACUGAUAUAUUACCCGUCAAUAACGAGGUAAUAUACGAGUAUGUUUCGUGGCGGCUACGUGAAGAGGCGGUCGCAUCUUCUCCGAUGACGAACGUCGUAAUCGCGGCAAAUACGACGGCGUUAGCGAGAUUAAAAUUAUACGAUUAUUUAGAAAAAUUAGAUAAACGCGUUUUAUAUUACGAUACAGACUCAUAUAUCUACUUAAGUACCGGUGAGCCGAAUGAGUACGAACCGCGUACGGAUAAUUUUCUGGGCGAUAUGACGGAUGAACUCGAAAGCUACGGCCGCGAGAGUUUAUUUUAUUACGCGGAGUGGCAAGAAGCUUAUCGACAAUUACAAUACGACGAUCGUGAAAAAGAGAUCGAAGAACAGAAUUGGCGACGCAUUAACGUUAAAGCGACGAAGAAGAACGUAAUUGAAUUUCGCGAGGGAUUACCUCGUUCGGAGGAUUACUCGAACGAUCCGCUCUCCCCGAAAUUAGUGAUAAUCGACGAUCUUAUGAGAGAAUCGUCGUCGAGCGACGCGAUCGUGGAUCUUUUCACUAAAGGAAGUCAUCACAAGAAUCUCAGUGUCAUUCUUAUCUCGCAGAAUCUCUUCCAUCAGGGACGUGGUCAGCGCGAUAUAUCACUCAACGCGAAUUACAUCAUCGUUUUCAAAAAUCCAAGUGAUCGCGCUCAAAUUCGUAAUUUAGCGCGUCAAAUCUAUCCCGACGAUCCGAAAUUUCUAGAAGAGGCAUACUACGACGCUACGUCGAGGCCUCACGGUUAUUUGUUGCUCGAUCUGAAACAAUCAACCCCGAACGAGUACCGAUUUCGAACAUGUAUUUUUCCCGAGGAUACGACUCAUUACAUCUACGUGGCACGUAGAUCAUUUUCUAGGGAAUUCGUAUAA
Molecule: messenger RNA, 1764 nt
Organism: Trachymyrmex cornetzi
Lineage: Eukaryota; Metazoa; Arthropoda; Insecta; Hymenoptera; Formicidae
Exons: 2
Coding region: 1-1764 (587 amino acids)
Biological process (GO): DNA replication
Molecular function (GO): DNA-directed DNA polymerase activity; DNA binding; nucleotide binding
Source: RefSeq, a predicted model, not a curated record